Molecule: messenger RNA, 872 nt
Organism: Amborella trichopoda
Lineage: Eukaryota; Viridiplantae; Streptophyta; Magnoliopsida; Amborellales; Amborellaceae
Source: RefSeq, a predicted model, not a curated record
CCCCAAAACCAACAAAUCCUCCUCCCUUCCUCUCCAUUCAUUUCCUUCACUUGCAUCUCUCUCUUCAUCAACCUCAUAACGUUUUCUCUCUCCUUACCUUAAAGCACCACAUUAGUCACUCUCCCCCCCCUCUCUCUCUCUCUCUCUCAUACAUAGAACACACCCCUCUCUCCAUCUCUUUCUCUCUCUAAAAUGUCAGGAGUGUGGACAUUCAAUAAUGGGGUGGUCCGGCUAGUGUCACCCGGCAGUGACUCGUUGGAUGGUUCGGACGCGAUGGGAGCGAGGCGCAAAGUGCUGGUGCAUGUGGCGACAGGGGAGGUGGUGACCUCGUAUGCAUCACUGGAGAGCAUGCUCACCAGCCUUGGGUGGGAGAGGUACUAUGAGAACCCUGACCUCCUCCAGUUCCACAAGCGCUCCUCUGUGCACCUCAUCUCCUUGCCUAGGGAGUUCAGCCGCUUCAGGUCCAUGCAUAUGUAUGAUAUCGUCGUCAAAACUCGAAGCGUGUUCGAAGUCAGGGACAUGUGAACUCUCUCUCCGCCACUCUCCUCUCAGUCAUCUUAUCUCACCCUUUUGAAAAGUGGAUUUUUUCUGUCGUGAGAAAAAAAAAAUGUUGCUUUAGAGCUGAUGAUAGAUGUGUACGAGAGAGAGAGAGAGUAAGAGAGCAGAUUGAUGCGUCGAUGGUAGGAUUUAUAGAGCCUUGGGGGGUGCAAGGUGCUAACUUCAAAGGCAGGUGUGUGGAUUGUGUUUCUCUCUCUAACAUGAGAUUGAAUUGUGUGUGUGUUUUAUUUUUCUUGUUUUUUUUCUUUGUUUCAGUCCCUUGUACUUGUAACUUAUAAUUUCGACGUGAAUGCAAUUAUUUAGUGUUGUUCCCA